Messenger RNA from Schistosoma turkestanicum, 1332 nucleotides. The record is from the annotation of a GenBank genome assembly. NCBI's taxonomy places the organism in Eukaryota, Metazoa, Platyhelminthes, Trematoda, Strigeidida, Schistosomatidae.
AUGCGCGAAAUAGUUCACAUUCAGGCUGGUCAGUGUGGGAACCAGAUAGGUGCUAAGUUCUGGGAAGUAAUAUCAGACGAGCAUGGUAUCGAUCCUACUGGAACAUACCACGGUGAUUCCGAUCUACAACUUGAACGAAUAAACGUUUAUUACAAUGAGGCCAGUGGAGGAAAGUAUGUUCCUCGUGCUAUCUUGGUUGAUCUGGAGCCUGGUACGAUGGACAGCGUCCGCGCAGGACCUUUUGGUCAACUGUUUCGUCCUGACAAUUUCGUAUUCGGUCAGAGUGGGGCAGGAAAUAAUUGGGCCAAAGGUCACUAUACGGAAGGUGCUGAACUUGUCGACUCAGUUCUAGAUGUGGUGAGAAAGGAAGCUGAGUCUUGUGAUUGUUUACAAGGUUUCCAAUUAACUCAUUCACUUGGUGGUGGUACUGGCUCUGGUAUGGGUACGCUAUUAAUUUCAAAGAUUCGAGAAGAGUAUCCUGAUAGGAUUAUGAAUACAUUUUCUGUUGUUCCAUCACCCAAAGUCUCUGAUACCGUUGUCGAACCAUAUAACGCGACAUUGUCUGUUCAUCAGUUGGUUGAAAACACAGAUGAAACCUACUGUAUUGACAAUGAAGCACUUUACGAUAUAUGUUUUAGAACAUUAAAACUUACGACUCCAACAUAUGGGGAUCUGAAUCACUUGGUCAGUGCAACCAUGUCCGGAGUAACCACCUGCCUCAGAUUUCCUGGCCAACUGAAUGCUGACUUGCGAAAACUGGCAGUAAACAUGGUUCCAUUCCCUCGACUACAUUUCUUCAUGCCAGGAUUCGCUCCAUUGACAAGUCGAGGUAGCCAACAAUAUCGCUCACUAACUGUACCUGAACUAACACAACAGAUGUUCGAUGCUAAGAAUAUGAUGGCUGCCUGUGAUCCUCGUCAUGGACGUUAUUUGACAGUGGCUGCCAUCUUCCGUGGUCGUAUGUCGAUGAAGGAGGUGGAUGAGCAGAUGUUGAAUGUGCAGAAUAAGAAUUCAAGUUACUUUGUUGAGUGGAUUCCGAAUAAUGUGAAGACAGCAGUAUGUGACAUUCCUCCUCGUGGUUUGAAGAUGUCAGUGACCUUUAUUGGUAACAGUACGGCUAUUCAAGAGUUGUUUAAGCGUGUUUCUGAGCAGUUUACUGCGAUGUUCCGUCGUAAGGCGUUUUUACAUUGGUACACAGGUGAAGGGAUGGAUGAGAUGGAAUUCACUGAGGCUGAGUCGAAUAUGAAUGAUUUGGUAAGUGAGUAUCAGCAGUAUCAGGAUGCUACUGCCGACGACGAAGGUGAGUUUGAGGAAGAUGUCGAGGAAGCCUAA